AUGAAAGUGACCGUGUGCUUUGGCAGGACCGGCAUCGUGGUGCCCUGCAAGGAGGGCCAGCUACGCGUCCGAGAGCUCACGCAGCAGGCGCUGCAGCGGUACCUGAAGACCCGGGAGAAGGAUCCUGGUUACUGGGUGAAGAUUCAUCAUUUAGAAUACACAGAUGGAGGAAUCCUGGAUCCAGAUGAUGUCUUGGCAGAUGUGGUUGAAGACAAAGAUAAGCUGAUUGCUGUGUUUGACGAACAAGAACCACUUCACAAGAUUGAGAGCCCCAGUGGAAACCUGGCAGAUCGGCAGAGCCCAGAUGCUUUUGAGACGGAAAUGGCUGCCCAACUGGCUGCUUUUAAACCAGUUGGUGGGGAAAUAGAAGUAACCCCUUCUGCUCUGAAAUCAGGCACUCCGCUGUUGGUUCGGAGAAGCAGUGACCCAGCACCUGGCCCACCUGCUGAUGUCCAGCCAAGUGCUUCACACCCCAGUGGCCAGAGUUUGAAACCUGUUGUUCUAGAUUCCUCCCAGAAUUUAGAAGACGGAGAAGUUAUGAAUGGUGUACAGACAGAACUGGCAUCACCAAAAACUAAGGAUGCAUUGAGUGAUAUGACAAGAAUAGUGGAGAUUUCUGGGGAAGGAGGCCCCUUGGGAAUACAUGUGGUGCCCUUCUUUUCAUCUCUGAGUGGAAGGAUUCUAGGACUCUUCAUCCGAGGCAUUGAAGAAAACAGCAGGUCCAAGAGGGAGGGACUGUUUCGUGAAAAUGAAUGUAUUAUAAAAAUCAACAAUGUGGAUCUCGUGGACAAAACCUUUACUCAGGCUCAAGAUGUCUUCCGUCAGGCAAUGAAAUCCCCAAGUGUGCUCCUCCAUGUACUGUCACCCCAAAAUCGUGAAGAGUAUGAAAAAUCAGUCAUUGGACCUCUUAACAUUUUUGGUAACAAUGAUGGCAUUUUGAGAACAAAGGCACCGCCUCCUGUCCAUGGAAAAUCAGUAAUAAAGACAGUAAACAUGACAGGAACAAGUAGUCCUGAGGGAGAUGCAUCAGCGUCCCUGCAACAAAGCAAGAGCCCCCGAGUACCAAGACUAGGAAGAAAGCCAUCCUCUCCCUCACUCUCGCCUCUCAUGGGGUUUGGCAACAAGAAAAAUGCAAAGAAAAUUAAGAUUGACCUAAAGAAAGGUCCUGAAGGACUUGGUUUCACUGUGGUUACCAGAGACUCUUCCAUACAUGGUCCUGGCCCCAUUUUUGUGAAAAACAUUUUACCAAAGGGAGCAGCCAUAAAAGAUGGCCGCCUGCAAUCGGGGGACAGAAUUUUGGAGGUAAAUGGCAGAGACGUCACUGGACGAACUCAGGAGGAGCUCGUGGCCAUGCUGAGGAGCACCAAGCAGGGAGAAACGGCAUCACUGGUCAUUGCUCGCCAAGAAGGAAACUUUCUUCCCCGAGAGCUGAAAGGGGAACCUGACUGCUAUGCACUCUCCCUGGAAACAACAGAGCAGCUCACCUUCGAGAUCCCCCUGAAUGAUUCAGGCUCUGCGGGUCUUGGAGUGAGCUUGAAAGGAAACAAGUCCAGAGAAACUGGAACAGACUUGGGGAUUUUUAUCAAAUCCAUCAUCCAUGGAGGUGCUGCUUUUAAGGACGGUCGUCUGCGAGUGAAUGACCAGCUGAUCGCAGUUAAUGGGGAAGCUCUUUUGGGAAAGUCCAACCAUGAAGCUAUGGAAACUCUUAGGCGAUCAAUGUCCAUGGAAGGAAACAUACGAGGCAUGAUCCAGUUGGUGAUUCUGAGAAGGCCAGAGAGACUGAUGGAGGAGCCUGCAGAGUGUGGGGCAUUUUCCAAGCCAGGCUUGGAGAACUGUCAAAACACCGUAACCACCUCCAGGAGAAACGAUAACGGCACACUGCAUCCGUUUGCCCCUUAUAGUCCACAAGACAAAUGGAAAGAGCUAUUGCUUCCCAAUGAUGGAUGGACAGAGAGUGAAGUACCACCUUCUCCACCACCACAUCCUGAUCUGGAAUUGGGUCUUGAAGAUUACAGCCACAGCUCUGGGGUGGAUUCAGCGGUGUAUUUUCCGGAUCAGCACAUCAACUUCAGACCUGUGACACCGGCCAGGCAGCCUGAAUCAAUUAAUCUAAAAGCCUCGAAGAGCAUGGACCUCGUGCCAGAUGAAAGCAACGUCCAUUCAUUGGCUGGACACAAAUCGGAAUCUCCAGGCAAAGAUUUUGGUCCUACUCUGGGCUUGAAAAAAUCCAGUUCCUUGGAGAGCCUACAGACUGCUGUCGCUGAGGUCAGAAAGAAUGAACUUCCGUUCCACAGGCCCCGGCCGCACAUGGUUCGUGGCCGUGGCUGCAACGAGAGCUUCCGAGCAGCCAUUGACAAAUCCUACGAUGGGCCUGGAGAAUUUGAAGCUGACGGUCUGUCUGAUAAGAGCUCUCACUCUGGCCAAGGAACUCUGAAUUGCGAAUCUGCUCCUCAGGGGAACUCUGAGCUAGAGGACGUGGAAAAUAAAGCCAGGAAAGUCAAAAAAUCAAAAGAGAAGGAGAAGAAAAAGGAAAAGGGCAAGAUGAAAGUCAAGGAGAAAAAGAGAAAAGAGGAAAAUGAAGAUCCAGAAAGGAAAAUAAAGAGGAAGGGAUUUGGCGCCAUGCUGAGAUUUGGAAAGAAGAAAGAAGAUAAGGGUGGAAAGUCUGAGCAGAAAUGUACUCUGAAGCACGGUGGCCUGAGAGAAGAGGAGCUGGAAAAAAUGAAAGAAGAGCGUGAGAGGAUUGGAGCAAAACAUCAGGAGCUCAGGGAAAAGCAGGCAAGAGGUCUUGCUGAUUACACUACCAGUGCAAUUGGAUCAGUGCAUGACAUGGAUGAUGAUGAAAUGGACCCGAAUUAUGCCAGAGUGAAUCACUUCCGGGACCCAUGUACGUCAGCAAGUAUCUAUAGGUCUCCAUCUCCACCUCGUCCUGGACCACUUGGUUACCCUCGGGAUAGUCGUCCACUGUCUCCAGAGAGGGACCAUUUAGAGGGUCUCUACGCCAAGGUCAACAAGCCCUACCAUCCACCGGCUCCAGCUGACAGUGGCCGUCCCACAAGUGGAAGCUCUGACCGCAUCCAGAAGCUGCGGAAGGAGUAUUAUCAGGCUCGGCGGGAAGGUUUUUCUUUAUAUGAAGACGAUGAAGGAAGAGCAAGACCUUCUGAUUAUGACCUUCACUGGGUGUCUGGCAAGGGUCCAGAUGGAAGUGUACAUAGCCUCCGCUUUGAGGGGAUGGAGAGACAGUACGCAUCCUUACCCAGGGGAGGACCUGUGGAUCCUGUAGACUAUCUGGCAGCUGGACCUCAAGGGCUCUACAAGGAAAGGGAGCUUCCAUAUUACCCAGGAGCUCAUCCUGUGCAUCCUCCCAAAGGGGGCUAUCCCCGUCCCCCGGAUCUGAGGGUCACAGAUCUCCGGUAUCCUCAAUACUACCCAUCCCCGCCAGCCCCCCAGCACAAAGGGCCCUUCCGACAAGAUGUUCCGCCUUCCCCUCCUCAGCACCACAGAGCACCAGCCUACCAGGAAAUGGGCAGACCACGGCCUCAUGGGGGCAGCCCAGACCAGUACCCUUACCGAACCCAGGAUCCCCGGCAGAAGAACCCCAUGACUGCAGCCGUAUAGCUGAACGCCACCCAGAUCGGCCCAGAAAAGGAAGACAUCUGACACUACCUUUGCCCUUCCCAGACCUUAAAACCUUCUUCCUUUUAAGUAUUCUACAUGGUAAUCUGGUACAGCUUAGGUUUUUCUCACUGAGGUUAUAACACUUGAAUGCUAGUCUGAAAGAAAAGGAAGAAACAGGGCUUUUUAGAAAAAGAAAAACCAGAAGGAAGAGGAAGGUACUAUAAAAACAGUAGUACCUGAUGUUUGAAAUGCUUUAGAAUUGUUAAAUCCAGUGACGGUAGCCAUCAAGCAAGCAAAUAACGAUGGAGGUAUACUGCA
Molecule: messenger RNA, 3933 nt
Organism: Loxodonta africana (African savanna elephant)
Lineage: Eukaryota; Metazoa; Chordata; Mammalia; Proboscidea; Elephantidae
Gene: PARD3B
Product: par-3 family cell polarity regulator beta
Exons: 23
Coding region: 1-3615 (1204 amino acids)
Biological process (GO): establishment of cell polarity; establishment or maintenance of epithelial cell apical/basal polarity; establishment of centrosome localization
Cellular component (GO): apical plasma membrane; cell cortex; apical junction complex
Molecular function (GO): phosphatidylinositol binding; protein binding
Source: RefSeq, a predicted model, not a curated record